This is a messenger RNA of Brachypodium distachyon (stiff brome), 1936 nucleotides long. RefSeq names its product squamosa promoter-binding-like protein 10. Bases 142 to 1392 code for a protein of 416 amino acids. NCBI's taxonomy places the organism in Eukaryota, Viridiplantae, Streptophyta, Magnoliopsida, Poales, Poaceae. The transcript has 3 exons. The record is from RefSeq and is a predicted model, not a curated record. Gene Ontology annotation, cellular component: nucleus. Gene Ontology annotation, molecular function: DNA binding.
CAGCCUCCACUCCACUCCCCACUCCCCACUCUCACUCUCCUCCAGCCACUGAAGCUCCACACUGAUCAACCCAGCUAGCUAUCCACCCACACACACACACAGAGACCUUCUUCUAGCUCUCCUCCAUUCUUUGCUUGCCAAAUGAUGAGCGGCAGGAUGAACAACUCCACGGGGAGCGACGACUUCCCCUUCGCCCCAACGCCGCCGCCAUCCUACGGCGGCUUCGAGCAGCGAGCACUGUACGACAGCUUCGACUUCGCCGCCGCCUUCCAGUUCCAGCACCAGCAAGAACACCACCAAAUGCUCUCACUCCCCCCCAACGCCAACACAAGCAACCUACUCCACCACCCCAUGGCUCCUCCCCCACCCCCAGCAGCCAUGUCAAUGCAGCUCCCAAUCCCCAUGCCCCAAAUGCACGGCCACGGCGGAGACGCCAUGAUUUACCCAGCGCUGGGGAUGGCCGUGAAGCGGGAGGGAGAAGUGGCCGAGGGAAGGAACAUCGGGCUGAACCUGGGCCGGCGGACCUACUUCUCCCCCGGGGACAUGAUGGCCGUGGACCGGCUGCUGAUGCGGUCCAGGCUGGGCGGGGUGUUCGGGCUGGGCUUCGGUGGGCCGGGGGGCCAUGGGCACCACCACCAGCCGCCCCGGUGCCAGGCGGAGGGAUGCAAGGCGGAUCUCUCCGGCGCCAAGCACUACCACCGGCGCCACAAGGUCUGCGAGUACCACGCCAAGGCCUCCCUCGUCUCCGCCGGCGGCAAGCACCAGCGCUUCUGCCAGCAAUGCAGCAGGUUCCACGUGCUCACUGAGUUCGACGAGGCCAAGAGGAGCUGCCGGAAGCGGCUGGCAGAGCACAACCGUCGCCGGAGGAAGCCGGCGACGACCAAUGGCACGGCGACAUCGGCGGCCAAGGACUCGGCGACGCCACCUUCUUCCAAGAAACCCAACAACGGCGCCGGUGGUGCCAUCAUCGGUUCCUACACUGUCGACAACAAGACUUUGAGCGCCGCCAAGUCGUCGACCAUCUCCUCCAACACCAGCGGCAUCAGCUGCCUGCAGCAGCAGCAGCAGGACCAAAGCAAGGCGGCGGCAGCGGCGGCGCUCACCCUCGGCGGAUCGCCGCAGGAUCAGAGCAACGCCGUGCACCAGCUCGCCGGCCACGGCCACGGCCACCAUCAUCAGGAGCAGCACUUCAUCACCUCACUCUUGCACAACAACAACAACAACAACAACGGCAACAACAACAACAUCCUGUCGUGCUCCUCGGUGUGCUCCAACGCAAUGCCGCCGCCUGCGACAGCGAACAACGGCGGUGGCGAGGUCUCCGACCAGAACAACCACCACGGCAACAACAACAGCAACAACAUGCAUCUGUUCGAGGUGGACUUCAUGUAGAUCGAUGCCACAUCAACCAAUCAAAGCUCUAGCUGCAGUCUGCAGAGAUCGAAGACCAUGCAAGCAUGGGAUCGAGUACUAGUCCUGUUUAAUUGAUUUUGUUUGUAGGUAAUUAAAAGAGAAACGAGAGAGACAGAGAGCAAAAGAAGGGUAUAAUCGUCCAAAGAGUGUCAAGUGAUCAGGUCUCUUCAGCUGCUGCUGCCCCCCAACUUCUUCAAGUGAGUGAAAAGAAAAGGAUAAAGGCUGUGCAGUGUGCUGCCUAGCUUAGCUUGCUUAGCUAAGCAAUGCAAGCCCCUCUUCCCUCUGACCACCCUGCAAGGCAUAGCAUGCUCCUGUACUGCAAAGCAAGCAUGCCAUCCUUCCUGCCUUUCUGUUUCAGUGAGGAAAUAAUGUUUGUGCUCUUCUUUUUAUCUUCCUUUUCUUUACUUUUCUCUUUUGAAAUUAGAGUUGAAGUAUCUAUGUCUGUCCCAGUCCUUUGUUGAAUCUCCUACAGUUAAUUGUUUAACAGAGAUAGCUCCAAGAAUUACUCUACCAUUUCAUUUCA